UUCUUUUUUUUUUUAAGUUUAAAAACAUGGCUGAAGAUCAUAAAUACAAACAGAAGCUAACAGAAUUAAGAAAAAGAAUUAGAGAUGUUGAAGAGGAAAACAACACGCUUAACAUUAAAUUGUUUAAAGCUCGAAAAAGUGUUCGACAUUUAAAACUGGAGAGAACGUUUUUACUUGAUCGAAUGGAGAAAUCUACUCAUCUUCCUCCAGAUUACAAUAGUGAUAAUUCAGAAGUUGACUCAGAAAUUUAUCCUCAUGAGGAAUUGGACAGUAUUCAGGGCAAUAAUAAGCAUGAUAGAUCAGAGAAAUUGAUUGCUAAUAAGCCUCAACGUAAAAAGAAAGACCCUAAUGCGCCAAAAGGGCCCGGCAAUGUUUUCUUUUUGUUUUGUCGAUUAGAAAGAGACAAGAUAAAAGAUGAAUGUCCCGCUGAAAAUCCUAGUGAAGUAACAAGACUUCUAGGUCAAAAAUGGAAAAGCCUUACAAAAGAAGAAAAAAAGAAAUAUUAUGAUUUGUAUAAACACGAACUUGAAGAAUACGAAGAGGCAAUGAAAUCUUAUAAUACAAGUACUAACACAAGUGAUAUAAAUGAUAUAAGCGUGGUGUCAUCACCAGCACAGUCUAUAGACUUUACAAAUGAUCAUACACAACAUCAUGAUUCUCUUCUGGAUGAUGAUAUCGUUAUCCAGUCUGAUAGUUAUCAUAAUACACCUGAACCUUCCGCUUAAGCAUUUAAAAUAAUAUGUUAUUUUAGUUUCUUUUACCCUUUCUUUUCAUUAUGUACCUAAAGUAAGAUUUACAGAUAAUUCUAUGCUCCAAUAUAUAAUUUGAUGUUUUCAGAUCUAUUUCUUGAUAAUGUCACUAAUAAAGCAAUAGAUCUUUUUUUUUUGAUAGUGCUUACUAGCAUUAAAAAAAACGAGAAG
Molecule: messenger RNA, 920 nt
Organism: Cokeromyces recurvatus
Lineage: Eukaryota; Fungi; Mucoromycota; Mucoromycetes; Mucorales; Mucoraceae
Product: high mobility group box domain-containing protein
Exons: 6
Coding region: 27-725 (232 amino acids)
Source: RefSeq, a predicted model, not a curated record